Lymnaea stagnalis (great pond snail) is the source of this 437-nucleotide messenger RNA. Lineage: Eukaryota; Metazoa; Mollusca; Gastropoda; Lymnaeidae. The record is from the annotation of a GenBank genome assembly.
GCGGAUUCGAAACGUGUGUUAAGGGCUGUCUGUAUCCUGUGUAAAAAUUAAUUUUGUGGUGGACUUAUGACUAUGCCGCACAUGAGUUCGGGAGGAUCAGAGGAUUUUUAUUCUACCGAUGAGGUGAAGGUUUACAAAGAUGAAGGGAAUAAAGACGAGGAAAAGCGUUCGUCGGAAAAUUUAACCGAGGAAAAGUUGGGCCUUGUCACUGAAUCGGAAGAGGUGAGUGCACUACUCUCUUCAAACAAAUGCACAGCCUUUGAUCUUUUUUCGAGGUCACUGGGGUUUCGUAGCAUGGAUUUUAUUUUGGAAAGUUUCUAUUUUGUCAUAUUUUUAUAUAAUCUUUUAUAAAAAGGUAACAUUUCUUUAAUUUCAGGGCAAGAAUACUUCAAAUUUUGCAGGCUCAGAAAAGUCAAGUAACACAGUCUCAGAUGACG